GUAAGAAGUACAAACUGUUUUACCACCUGUUUAUCGGUAAAAAUAUUGAUCACACUUGACCCUUUGUCUACAAGGAUGUUUCCUCAUUCCAGAACAUUUCCUGCUUGGCUUGUUAAUCACUGUGUUUGAGCAGAGCGACCAACACUUGCACCAUGUCGCUGUCUCUGCUGCUGCUGCUGCUGCUGCUGGGCAGCUCCCAGACAUCUCAUUUUACUGGAACUGUCAUGACCUUCUACCCAAAAGACCGCAGCCCAGAUGGAUCGGUCACGGUCGUCCUUCGCUAUAAGAGAAACUUCCACUUGGGAGGCGGCGACACGUGGAGGUGCUUCAGGGGCAACUGUGGGAAUCAGAGUUCUUUGACACUGAACAGAGUUUCCCAGGAGAGGAGCGGAGACUGGCUCCAGGAUGAGGGAGUCAUGACUCGGCAGGUUCCCGACAGCGGUGCCUUUCAGCUGUGGUUGAACAGUGGUAACUGGAUAAAUAACAUCAGAAAUGGCAUUGUAAGAUGGAGAGCCGUGACGCUGGUCGAUCUGAGGAUCCGUUCCGACACCAGCAGGGCCAACGCGUCCCCUCAGACCACCAUCCUGCCAGUUGUGAGAGUUCCUUCAAACUGUCAGAGAGAUUUCAACCUGUUGGCCUUUGACCCUGACGGAGACGAGGUCAAAUGUAGGUAUGGAAACACAUCACUGUCAGAGUGUAACCCCUGCACGCCAGCGUCUGUCCUCCGCCUCUCACCGUCGUGUACUCUGUCAUUCAGCGCCACCAACAGCAGUGAUGAAGGUCCGUACGCAGUCCAGCUGGUGAUGGAGGACUUUCCAAGACAGACGAUCACCCUGAAUCAAGGCAAAGAAGGGCAGACGAACAUAACUACAAACAACGCUAUCAGCAAAAUACCCGUCCAAUUUGUUCUACAGGUGGAUCCUGCGGUGCCAUCCUGCACAGAGGGACUCUAUUUGCCCACGUUCCUGCCUCCAACACCGGCCAACAGAGCUCGACUUUACACCCCCGUCAAUCAGACCCUGGACAUCAGCAUUAAAGCAGCUGCAACUUACUCCACGGUCUCUGAGCUACUGGUCAGCGGGCCCCACAACGUGAACCAGACCAGAUCAGGACCAGGUCAGUUUACCCUGAGCUGGACGCCGUCUCAGAGCGAAGAGGGAGAGAGUCAACCCAUCUGCUUCAUCGUCCAAGCACUUUCCAAUUCAACAAAGUAUCACUCUGAGCAGCGAUGUGUCAUCGUCAGUGUUGGAAACGAUACAUCACCAAGCGCUGAACCAACUACAGAGGGACCUACGCCAUCGUCCCAACAAAUUGUCAUUCGCUUGACAGCAAGGAUUAUCUCUGUGGUGAAUCUGACUGAGGAAGACAUCAGGAGUACGGUCCUACAGCAGUUUAAAGACGAACUGGUGAAACUUGGAUUGCCACCCAGCACCAAUCUGACGUUACUGGGGAAGGUGUAACUGGAAAUUACAGCCACCGGUGACCCCUGCUGAUUCAGUGUGGUCACUAAUCCACGGGAGUCAUUAAUUUGUUACACUGGUCUCAGGUGUCUGAGUUUUGAAUUGAAUAACCGUGUAAGCUUGUAACUGUGGAUUGAUUUAGCUGCUGUUGCCUUUUAAAAUAAACAUUGUUGACUUAUAUAGUUUGUCUUUGAAUCUCCCCUAAGACAUAUAAGACAGCUCCUGGUUGACGGGAGUCACUAAUUUCUUAAUACGGACACUGU
Pleuronectes platessa (European plaice) is the source of this 1723-nucleotide messenger RNA. RefSeq lists its product as uncharacterized. The record is from RefSeq and is a predicted model, not a curated record. The coding region runs from base 153 to 1460 and encodes 435 amino acids. NCBI's taxonomy places the organism in Eukaryota, Metazoa, Chordata, Actinopteri, Pleuronectiformes, Pleuronectidae. The transcript is spliced from 11 exons.